GCCUAAGACACCCGCAUUUGCAUUGUAUUACUUAUUUUAUUAAAACCAUAUGUAAUAUACAAAUUUGAGCUUCUACAUUACUUCUCAACCUUCACCGUUCCUGAUACAAGCGCUCCUGUUCUCCAUUUGGUCCUAACGACCCGGAUUUAUAAUUACAAAGAACCUGCCAAGAACAAAGGAAUCACGCAAGUUGCAAGAACCGUUAUGUGAUUGUUCGAGAAGAAGAGUUCGAAAUCAAAGUUCUUGAUAUUAAAGGAAACUGUAUUGGAAACAAGAAUCACGCCUACCUCGUCGGGAAUCUACAUUAAAACCUGAGGGAGUAGCGUUACCCUAAAUGCAGUGAGUGCGAGCGGUUAGUGACCUUCAUACCUACGACGCGGUCAUUUCGCUGCAACGACGACGGCGGCUUAUCUAUUGCUUGCUUCCUCGUCUACGCACUCGGCUUACGUGCGGCUUACCUUACUGCACUCUCAUCACGCUUCAUUGAUAAAUUUAAGUACACAUUGCACUUUAUUAUAUUAAGAAAAAGUCAUAAUCUCAUACUGUUCUAAUCUUAUACUUACCUACAGCUUAAAAGUAAAUUUUUCGUAAGUAAACAAACCUUACUUAGUAAAAUUAUGGAUUUAAAAACUUUAAUUAAACAACGAGCGUCAUUUAAAGCUAAAUUAACUCAGUUCGAAAAAUAUUUAGAAACUUUGAAUAGUUGUGCUAAUCUAAGUAGUUUGCAAAUUGGUGAACUUAACAUUCGAUUAUCAAAAUUUGAAGAAAUAUAUUCAGAAUAUGAUAGCCUCCAAACAGAGAUAGAACAAACAUCUGAAAUUCCAAACGAACAGUUUCAGGAUCGAGAGGCCUUUGAGACCAAGUACUUCGGUGCAAUGGCGCUCGCUCGGGAGGUGCUGGCGCGGAACGAUUGCCCUGCGCGCUCUGGUUCGGGCUCCGGCUCCAGGUCAGGUUCUUGUGUACACCAAGUUCACUUAGUAAUGGCGAAGAGUCGUGUGGCUCCAAUAAAACCCACGACAGUCCCGCGGCUAGAGCUGAGUGGAUCGCUACUCGCUGCUAGGCUCGUGGAGAAAUUGAAGAUUUCACAAAGAGUAUAUUUCAGAACUUCAAAGGCGACAGAAAUGGAGCAAAGAUGGAGGACACCUGAAAUUGGGCGAAAUGGUGCUCGUAAAAGAUGAACGACUGCCGCCCAACCAAUGGCUGCUGGGGCGUGUAACGCAACUUUACCCUGGCUCCGACGGCAUAGCCCGCGUUGCUGAUAUCCUCACCACGUCAGGGACUUUUCGACGUGCAUUUAAUCGAUUGUGUCCGCUGCCAGUGGAAGACCAGAACUGCAUUCCUGGGGGCCCAGCAUGUUGACGCGAUGCAUAUGUAUGCUGCACACAGACACACACACGCAUAUACGGCGAUUCACAGAGGACGGCGCGCGCGACCUUCAGUCACCUUAUAGCACUCGCCUAAGACACCCGCAUUUGCAUUGUAUUACUUAUUUUAUUAAAACCAUAUGUAAUAUACAAAUUUGAGCU
Molecule: messenger RNA, 1526 nt
Organism: Hyposmocoma kahamanoa
Lineage: Eukaryota; Metazoa; Arthropoda; Insecta; Lepidoptera; Cosmopterigidae
Exons: 4
Coding region: 618-1178 (186 amino acids)
Source: RefSeq, a predicted model, not a curated record